Molecule: messenger RNA, 1020 nt
Organism: Linderina pennispora
Lineage: Eukaryota; Fungi; Kickxellomycota; Kickxellomycetes; Kickxellales; Kickxellaceae
Exons: 2
Coding region: 234-797 (187 amino acids)
Source: RefSeq, a predicted model, not a curated record
GUAGCCCCGACUCUCUCCUCUCCAUACUUCUCCUUGCCUCGCUAGACACACAGAGCAUUGAAUAUUUCUGAUAAAGGAGCAACUCUGACAUUUCCAAGAAGCGACACAGACCGUGGUUCCGUUAGCAACCAGCUCUAGAGAAAACCAAAACUACCAAUAGGGAUCAGACUACUGCUUGGCGUCUAUCACUAUCUCAAGUCUUUCGUCGAGACCGUUUAUUACCAACUUUUGCAAUGAGCGAAGCCGUGGCAGCAGAGGGUGAGUUUGCGUGGGGUCCGUACACAGAGCGCCUGAACGGGCUGGUGACAGCAUCGCGUGUCAACGACCGACGCGCCCUGUUUACCGCCGAUCUCAUGCCACAGAUCGCCGCGCACCCGCUCAGCGACAAGGAGCUGGUGGGGCUGGUGCGCACGCUCACACUGACGGUCUCUCGCUACGUCGACCGCGAGUCGCGCAGCCUCGUGCUGGCAGCGCUCCGGGAGCUUAGCGUCAAAAAGGCCAGCGUGUUUGUAGAGGUCAUUGUCGGCGUGCUUGGGCCGAUCGUGGCCUCGGCGCAGCCCAAGACCAGCGACUCGCCUGACAUGGUGGGGCGCGACACCGGCGGCCAAAUUCGUGCUGCUGACGUGGAUCAACCUGGCGCUGCCAGUUCCGGUCACGCAGCUGAAGAAGGAUCCGGCCGAGCUGGAGAAGAACACGGCGUGGGUGAAGCUGGUGGAGAUGGCGGCGCUUCUGAUCUGGGGCACUUCGCCGUCCAGCGCCAGCAUCAAGGACCAGAAGAUCAACUCGGUAUCGAAUAGCGCACAUCACGAUGUCUGGCGCACGCUGCGCUCAUGCCCAGUCCUGACAGCGCCGAUGCUGAGCAUCUUAACGCGCCCAGCAAGCGGCAGCGAGGCAGGUGUGCUGAUCGUAACAUUGUCGGGACAGCGAUCCGUCUGGCGGACAAGCCCGGCAAGAGUGGCGAUGGCGGUGCGGCGCUGAAGCAGGUUGAGCAGUUCAAAGACACGAUCGUUUCGUACAUUG